AUGCCGCCUUACAGGACAGCUGAAACAGCUUCCCUACACUCACAGCGUCUUCCUAUUGACGUUCCGCGUCCCAUAAAGCCACGACCUCGGCCAUCUCUGAAGUUGCACACAAGCGCCGAAAUGCAUGCCCGUACGCAAAGCAUGAACGUCACCUCCGCCCUUGGAUCGCAGAGCCUGCACCUGGAUAUCCCGAACCACUCGACGCAGUAUGACUACGGCAACGAGACGGCCCGACCCACAUCGACGAACUUCCUCACACCACGCCGACCACGCGCGCUGUCGAAGUCCGUCUCACUGGACGACGUGCGGUCCGCUAUCAAGAGGUUUGACUCCAGCUCAAGCGACGAAGAUUCCAGUCUGGACGGCUCGCCCCAUGGGGAUUGGUCGGAUGAUGUGCUUCACGCCUUUGCACGGUUAGGUGAAGGCGUCGGUGGAGCUGUGCACGCAGUACGGGAUAAGCGGACGGGCAAAUGCUAUGCGCGCAAAACCAUUGUCACCCGCGGCAGCCCGUUGAAGUAUGUGCUGCGCGAGCUAUCCAUCAUCUCUACGCUUGAACAUGUCAACAUCACUGGAUUCUACGGCGCAUACAUGUCACCCUCAUCGAGCGAGGUGAAGGUACUCAUGGAGCUGUGCGAGGGGCGUAGUCUGGAGGAUGCGGGACUUGAGAUCCGACGGCGUCAAGGUCGGGUCGGCGAAAAGGUCGCUGGGAGAGUUGCAGAGGGCGUUCUUCAGGGGCUGUCUUAUCUACACACCAAACACUUUAUCCAUCGCGACAUCAAGCCUUCGAAUAUUCUCCUCACGCGGAAAGGAGUGGUGAAACUCUGCGACUUCGGCGUCUCCGGGACACUUGUCAAAUCCGUAGCACAGACCUUCAUGGGCACGACUUGCUAUAUGGCGCCUGAGCGGAUAUCGGGCUCUGACUACGGUAUUCGUGCCGACGUGUGGUCGAUGGGUCUCAGCGUACUCGAACUCACACAGAACGAGUUCCCGUACCCGCGAGACCUCGCACCCUUCGAACUCAUGCUACACAUCAGCCAGAGUACGCCUCCGACUCUAGAAGAUGAUCCGACGCUCUCUACUCCAUGGAGUUCUGCCAUGAAGGACUUCAUCGCGCUAUCCCUGACCAAAGAUCCCCAUCAUCGACCGACGCCCAAAGAGCUUUUACAUCAUCCAUGGAUUGUAGACAUUGCCCGGCGCAAGGUCAACAUGGCGAGAUGGAUCAGUGAGGUUUGGAACUGGGGCACUAGUAGUACGGCAUAG
Peniophora sp. CBMAI 1063 is the source of this 1260-nucleotide messenger RNA. Lineage: Eukaryota; Fungi; Basidiomycota; Agaricomycetes; Russulales; Peniophoraceae. The record is from the annotation of a GenBank genome assembly.